Molecule: messenger RNA, 8186 nt
Organism: Ostrea edulis (European flat oyster)
Lineage: Eukaryota; Metazoa; Mollusca; Bivalvia; Ostreida; Ostreidae
Product: zinc finger protein 208-like
Exons: 5
Coding region: 1481-7063 (1860 amino acids)
Biological process (GO): regulation of transcription by RNA polymerase II
Cellular component (GO): nucleus; chromosome
Molecular function (GO): RNA polymerase II transcription regulatory region sequence-specific DNA binding; chromatin insulator sequence binding; DNA-binding transcription factor activity, RNA polymerase II-specific
Source: RefSeq, a predicted model, not a curated record
AUUGACUAGUAUAAUACAUAAUUACAACACAUUUAACAGACAUGUAAUGCGAUUGCACAAUGAUAAAUUAUUGUCACAGUACAGAAUGUUAUGAGUCAUAAUUCAAUUUGUUUUGAUCAGACUUGCAUUUGACACCAAAGUUGAUACGGUCUGUAAUUGGGUCAUUAUCUUGUGAACAAUUGUUGUUGGGUUAUGAAUCUGCAGAAUUAGUUAUUUUUGCAAAUAUUUACUACAAGUAUGUGGAAAGGUGUAAAACCAGCACCUAUUUCUUCGAAUCACAUCAUUAAAAUGCAUUUCAUUUUGGGGGAAUUGGCUGUGUUUAUAAAUAUAAAUGCCAGUUUAGCAGGGUUGGAAUGAGCCAAUCACAGGGUUUAUGCUACAUAUACACUCAAAAGUUGCCAGCCCUGUUCAAAAUCUAGUGCCAGUCAUGAUUUUCAGUUUUGUGAAACAUGUACAUGUUUAUUAUUUUACACAAAUGAUUUACUGAUAAAGCCUUUUUGUGACAUUUGUUAUUGUACACUGGCUGCUAAAAUUAGCCCAACCACUGGGUUGUGGUAUGAAAUUUUGUCUCUGCCCACCUGAGAAAUAGAUUGUCUUGGGUAGCUGGGCAGGCUGUAAUUUCCAACCCAGGUUUAGUUUGAAUGGGAUAAUUAGUAGUAUAGAUCAAACAAUUCUUCUGCAGUAAACCAAGGUCAGAGUUCAAGCUAGUGUGCCACCAGUGGUCUGUCAAGUUGUGGUAUUCAACACAAAACCUUACUACAAAUUAAAAAAAAAGUAUUCAAAUGCAUUUAUUAUUUUGUAACAGGAAGGGAGAAAAUGCAACGGACCAGACCGGGAUUCGAACCCGGGCCCCCUGAAUCUCUAGUCAGGUGCUCUACCAACUGAGCUAUCUGGCUACCGGCGAUCGAACCCGGCUGACCGCUACAUUCCUCCCUCAAAUGUCUUCACACCCUGAAGACAUCAACCCAGGAUCUUUAUCGCCUGGCAGGCAUUUUCACUUGUCAGUUCCAGGGCCUGGUCUACGGCACCAAAUGUAACAGGAAGGGAGAAAAUGCAAUGGACCAGACCGGGAUUCGAACCCGGGCCCCCUUAAUCUCUAGUCAGGUGCUCUACCAACUGAGCUAUCUGGCCACCGGCGAUCUAACCCGGCUGACCACUACAAUUUACAAAAUAAUGUAGGAUGAUUUAUACUCAGUUCAAUUUGCUGAUACAUUGCAGAUGCUGUUACAUUAGCAGCAUGUCUACUGGUACCUGCUUCCACUGUGGCACACAUGUAUCUAGUAGUCCAUCCCAGUCUGUCUCCUUGGGUUCCUUGGACACAGAAUGGACAGAUGUAUUAUUGGCCUUGUUUCCAGAAGAUAAAGCUUACCACAGUGCUGAUGAGGAGUGCUUCUGUAACAGAACCAAAGAACUACAGGGCUAAUUUCAGCCAAACUUGCCACAAAGCAUGCUUGGGUAAAGAGGAUUCAAGUUUGUUCAAAUGAAGGCCCAUGCUUUUUCCAAAGGGGAGUUCAGGUGCAAGCUGGCCAUUCUUCAUGCUUCCAAACAGCAGCAAGCAUCGAUGGAUGCAGUAAAAAGUUUAGCAGCAUUAGCCAAGACACAAGAUACAUCAUCCAAUCUCCUAUCACGAAAUGUCAUGUCAUCUGCUAUAAAGGAUAUUGAGCAGGAAUGGUUUUUCCUAAGCUUCAACAGACGAGAAAGUUCUUUGAUGUGGCAGGGCUCAAAGAAAGGGAAGAAGUUCAUUAACAGAAAUAACUACACUACCCGCUCCUUCCAUCAAUACUGUACAGACAAAGAUGAAAGUGACACAGCUGAAGAUGAUGAUCAAAUCACCAGAGAAGAGGAAGACAGAGAAAACACAGAUUUUCCCAACGAAUCUAAUGACGUAGAGAGCGAGCAAGAAUCUAAUGGCAUAGAGAGCGAGCAAACUUUGGUAUGGAUUUGCUGUGUUUGUAAUGCUUCAUUCAGCAUGAAGAAGCUAUUGCUACACCACAUUCGUAAAUUACACAACCUCAGGGGGGAUGAUGCAGAAAUUGUGGCAAAACGGGAUUUUGCUCAUGAUUCCAGUGGAUCAUCAACUUCAAAGAGAAUCAGAAUGGGUGAGGAUGUGAACAGAGAGGAAAGCGAAGGAGGAGAUGAUGGCAAGCAGUGGAAAUGUUUGGAGUGUGGAAAAAUUUACAUGUACAAAAGCAAUGUCAAAUGCCAUUUGAAGAAAGAACAUAAUGUAACCUUGGCUGAAUCUCCACAAUACACAGCAAAGGCAACUUCUGAGGAAGUCGCAGCAGCUAUAGUUAAAGGGAAAGAGAACUGCCAGUUCAUGUGUAAGAAAUGUGGAAAAGUUUACGCACUAAAGUCCUCUGUGGUACGCCACUUAAAGUCUUACCAUCAUGUUGGAAGUAAAAGUACUCAAAAGUUCUUUUCAAUUAAAAAUGCGGAUCCUGAAGAAAAUAAAACAAAUAGACUAAACCAGCCACCUGUUAUCCCCAACAUGAAGAGGAAAUCCACAGUGAAAGCUGAGAGGGUAUGGAGAUGUAAGAUUUGUCAAAUAUCAUUUCAAGAUCAGAAAUCCAUUGAGGAGCACAUGUCUAAAGUACAUGAAAUGAGAAUCAGCAAGUCUAGAGCUUACAUGGAUGUUCCAUUAUCUGAUGAUGAAGACAAUCUCCAAAGUGAAAGUGGUGAUGAUGAAUCAUCAGGACCUCCAAAUAUUUCUCAUGGCAUGCAUUUAGAUGAAGACUGUGUAAUGAACGAUGAUCCUAAUUCUAUGAAAACAAAGUUGAAACAGUGGGGGUGUAUGAAAUGUGGAGGAGAAUUUUGUCACAAGAAGGAUGCUCUGAGACAUCUUCGUGUUCGUCAUUAUUUGUCAGAACAAAAACGGUAUACAUACUUGAAAAAACUUGAUGCAGAUGAAAACAUGCCUGAACUGGAGAAGGAAACUCUAUCGCUUGCCAAAAAAGCCAUAUUUCCUUCUGAAAAAGUUAAGAAAUGGCACUGCACAAAAUGUGGUAGUGAGUAUAACCACAAGUCAGAUGCUUACCGUCAUCUGCUGCUUCAACAUAAAAUUAAGUGUGACAAAGAGGAGUUUAUCAUAGCGUCUGUGUCAGACAAACAGAACUCGGAGAAUGAUGGAGAUGACGAAUCCAGUGCUGAAGGGCAGGCUCGUGAAACGGAAGUCUUUGAUACUGAAGUUGAGGGAGAGAAAACAAUUUGGGGAUGUCAAAGUUGCAAGAAGAUCUUCACAGAGAAAUUCAUGGCAGAGGAUCAUAUGAGGACACACCAUAAUCUCUCUCUGACCGAGUCCGGGGAGGAAGGAAGAAAUAUCUUAGUUCAGAGUCAGCAUAGCAAACAAAUUAAAUGGAAAAAGAAUAUAGAGGAAGACGUUGAGAUUGAUGUUGAAAGUACAGAAGAGAAAGUCCAAAACACAGAAGAGAAAGCCCAAAAAGAGUGGUUCUGCAAACUCUGUGACAAGAGUUAUUAUCGGCGAUCUGAUGGAGCUAGGCAUUGCAGGAAUAUCCAUGGCGUCACCUAUGAUGAAGGCAAACUUCUGGUUAUGCAUAUUUCUGAAAUGUCUGAAGAUAAACUAGACACAAAAGUGGAAAAAAGUAACAAAUCAGAAGAGGAAGGUACACAACAUCCAUGGAAAUGUAUAAAAUGCCACAAGCAGUUUGAAACGAAGCCUGAUAUUCAACGUCAUCUGACUGAUAUACAUUACAUUACUGACCAAGAUCAUGACUUUUUUAUUGAAAGGAAUAAGAACUACAUUACAAAAUGGAUGUGCAUUAAAUGUGGACAAAGAUUUUUUCACCGCUUUGAUACUUCUAGACACAUUAAUUUGACACAUGAUGUUGUGUGGGAGAAAACCAAAGACUUUGUACAGUUUCUUGAUGACUGUGAUUCAAGCUUUUUAGUGGCCCAGGAGAGAGAUGAUUCCAAGCCAUAUGUGUGCUUGAUUUGCCAAAAACUCUUUUGUUCAAAGAAACAUUUAAUGACUCAUCUACAGAAAUUUCACAAUGCAAAAAUUGAUGCUGAAAAUUUUGGAAAGCAUGUGUUAAGUUUUCGCAAAGUUCAUUCAAGGAACUGGGAUUGCAUAUCUCCUGAAGACGCUGAUAACAUAAAACAAAAUGUACCGCUGUCACUUUUGAGUGCAUACAUAAUGGAGGAAAACACUGAGGCUAGAAUAGAAGAUUCAUUUAAUGUAGAUGACAUAGAUGUGAAGGCCUUACAUGGAGAAGGGCCAUAUUCCGAAGAAAAUUGGGCAAAGAUUAUAGGAACAAGCUAUGAAAGUACAUGCAAUAAGUCCACUUCCUACAGACCAAAGAACAACAUAGAAAACAAACGAUUUAUCUGCAUGCUUUGUAACCUGAGAUACUACAAAAUGAAGGAGGCCCAGAGACACAUGUAUUUGAAGCACAAAAUAAGCUAUAUAGAGGCUGUGAAUUACAUUACUGAGAACAAAGAUGUGGUGUUUGAUCAAGAUGCUGAAUUACCAGGGGAAAGAACUCCUAAACGACGAAAAAUCAGGGAGAGCAACAGCCAUGUUUUCUUCUGCACACUUUGCAUGAAGGCUGCCAUUCAUUUUCAGUCCAGCCAGCAUCAUGUUAUCCAGUACCACAAGGAAAAGAAAGAAAAUGUCCACAAAAAGAUUUGUAGAUCACAAAAUGUGGAGGUAUUGAAACUAGGAAAUGAGGACAAAAUGAAUUUUGUUUGUAUGCUUUGUUGUGUUACAUUCAGAAGCAGAAUUGAUGGUUUCAAGCACAUUGCUAAGGAACACCCAAUGGUACCUCAUGAUGAAAUAUCAAAGUUUUUAUUUCCAAAGGGAGACAAGAUGAAAACUUGUGUUAUAAAGUUUGAUAGGCUGAGUGGACUCAUCAAGAUUUUUAGUGUUACAACAAAAGAUAUUUUGAAUGAUGUAAAAUUUUCUGAGGAGGUCAGCAACAUCAAAGAGGAGGAUGGGUCCGAUUCAGAAGAGGAUAAGAAAAAAGCAAUUAAGAUGGAGAAAGAAGAUGAGAAAGACAUUCUGAGAGAGUGUGAGAAUGUGGAAGAUGCCUUAGCAAUCUUAUUGACAAAUAUGAGCAACCCAGAGAGUUUUCAGAAGUUUGCAUAUAAUGAUUUUUACUACAUAUUUUCCAUUCCUGCCAAAUCUCAGAAGAGUGUUCCUGUUAGUGAGGUUAUUCAUAUUUCUUGUCCAAACUGUCCCCGAGAAUUCAUCAAUCAACAUGCCCUUCGCAAGCACUUGUUGUCCUGUUGUGUUCCAAAUCAGAAUGCUUGGGAAUGUCUGAAUUGCAGGAAAAGCUUCAAAUCUGUUGGUGCUUUGGUGAAUCAUAUUCAGAAGAUGUAUGGAAUUCAAGGCACAGAUGUGUUGAACUUCAUGCGAUCAAGAGAAAUUCUUAUAGCACCAGAAAAUGGGGCAGAGAUUCCAAUUGAUGGCAGAAAUGAACAAGAUAUUGAUUCUAUAUACCAUUCAAAGGCAGUCGAAGAAAAUGUUGGAGAGGAUGAAAAUACUAAUGAAUUUGAUCCAAGCACUGAUGAGAGAGACUCGAGGAAACUGUGUUUUGUGUGUGGACAUAGGUGUACAGAUAGGAAGGAUCUGUUUAAGCAUUGUGAGGAGGUCCAUUUCAUCACUGGUCACAAUAACAGAUUCACAGAAUGCAUGCAAUGUGUGUCCUAUUUCAAAUCAAGAAAGGACAUUAUGAAUCAUCUGCAGAAUGUCCAUGGUGUUAAAUGUCCAAGGCUCUGUGAAAAAAAACAUGUUUGUGUCAUUUGUGAAGGGAAAUUUGAUGACAAUGUUCAGCUUGCCAAACAUGUUAAGACACAUGGCAACCAAUUUUCCUGCAAACACUGUAACAAGAAGUUUGGAAGCUAUUCAAAAAUGUCAACCCAUUUGAAAAUACACACAGAAAAAUUUCCCAAAAAGCCAGUCAUUUGUGGCAUUUGUAACUUAUCUGUUCCUGGAGAGUCCUAUCUUGGACAUCUAAUUGUUCACUACGACAGAAAAUAUGGACCAUGGAAAUGUCUCGUGUGUGAAAAAGACUUUCAUCUUCGAAGAAAUUUGAGAGAACAUCUGAAAGGAGAACAUAAAACAUUUAUUUGUGAGAAAUGUGGGAGGACCUUCAAUUGCAUGUACACAUUCAAGCGACAUGAUUCUAUGCACAAAAGUCAGAUUAAAUGCACAUUAUGUAGCAAACAGUUUGACAAUAAGAUUGAACUUGCUGUCCACAAGAGAAUUCACAUGAAAUAUUGGAUAUGUCAUGUUUGCGGAAGAAAUCUCUCCAAUCAAACUGCAUUGAAUAGCCAUUUAAAAGCUCACAAAGAGAAAAAGUUAUUAGCAUCCGCUCAAAAGCAAGAAAAGUUCUGUCAGAUCUGUAGCAGAACCUUUAGCAGCCAUGAAAUGUAUCAGAAACACCAGGCAAUUCAUAAAGGUGACAGACUCCACAGUUGUCAGUUCUGUGGGAAGAAAUACUCCUAUGUCGGCUCCCUAAAACUUCAUUUUCGCUCCAAUCAUCCUGAACACAAGCCUUAUAAGUGUGUUGUCUGUGGGAAGACUUUCUCCACCUUCCACCAGAGGUUUCUCCACAUGAGAGAACACAAAGAUUACAAAGACCCCAUAAGACCUUUCAAAUGUUCAUUCUGUCCUGGGAGAUUCAAACACAAAAUGAGUCUUCACCGCCAUGAAAGGCUCAAACACUUAAAUGAAUCGCUGAUUGGCUUCAGAUGUGAAAAAUGCAAAAGGGAAUUUGCAAAUGGACAAAGCAUGCUCAGACAUGCCAUGUUUUGUGAGCCAGUUCACCAUCCUCUACAAGCAGGUGGAGAAGAUGCCAAUGUCUUGGUGGAGAAUGAGAAUACCGAAUUAGAGGUAGUGGCCGAGGAAACAGUCGCAGACAACUCUGGUGCACGGUAUGAGGUGGUGGAGGAACCUUCGUCUGUACAGGUUCACACUAUCAAUAUUGGCUCUGAGGUGUUGUCUUUCUCCUGCAGUGAACAGGAGGAGCUCAUCCUCGAGGUACCAGAAGGGAUGCUAGUAGAAACAGAUAAUGGGUAUCAGAUCAUUGUGUCAGAGGGAAAAUAAAUGAAUAUCUGGCUCAUAUUAUACUAUCAGUAUUAAGCUAUUUUAAAGUACAAAUGAUGCUCGAGGAUAAACUUGCUGAGUAUGAUGAGUAUUUAUUAAACUUUACACAGACAUGCAGCAUCAUCAUUGCUUCCAUGGACGACUAAAUAUUUCUCUUACUGCAAGUGAAACAUAGGAUUUAUGUCUCAAGAACAUCAAAAUAUCAUGAAAUUUAAUGUCCACCAAGAGCUAGAAAUGACAAACUCCACUCCAUUUUCUUUCUUCAAAUCACUUUUUGUCAUGGAAUUUAGAUGCACAUGCAGUUGUAUUUUAAAUGUUGGCACACUUGGUAUAUUAUCUCAAUCAGCAAUGACUCUCAGUUGUCAAGUUCACAUCACAGAUGCAUAUUUUUUCAAAAUCAAGCUUUACUGGGUUUUUUCUUGAAUUGAUACAAUCAAGCAAUGGAGACAUUUAGACUGUUAAUGGGAACAUCUAUUAAGAGACAUUAUACCGAGUGUGUGAGAGGACUCAUCAGUGUGAUGAGUUAUUUUUUAUGUAAAGAGAGAACAUCUAAGGGCUGUUAACCUUUAUAUGGAUUUACUAAUCUGAUAAUCUUGUAGUGCAGUGGACUUGAUUACAAUCCCUUUACAUGACAUUGCUGUGAUUUCCUAUAGUAGAGUAGUUUGUAUUAGGCACUGUCAUUGUUACAUGUAUGGACCUGGUAUUUCAGAAUUGUUGAAUAGCUAUGUAAACUCUAGUUUCGACAGUUUUCAAGUAGACAUACAUACACAUGUAUGAUUUCUAGAAGGUUGGGGAUAGGGUUUUGUUUCUAAAGGUAAUUGAGAUAUUUUUUUUUUACAUGUACAUAUUGCAAAUGUCACAAGUCAGAAUUUAAUUGCAUUGGCCAGAAUUCCUACAGGAGAUAAUAAACUGCUAUUUUGAAAUCCAACUGUCAUUAUGAUGGGAUAUAUAUAUUUACUUUCCAAAUGGAUUGUUGCAUCUAAUAUUUUUUAAUGUACAUUUGUAUACUGAAUUACUAACAUUUGUGUGAUGAACUGAUGAGGGUUGAAACAAUGAUAUUAUUGGACUAAUUCAUGAUUUUGUAUCUUAUGAAAUUUGAAUUCUAAUAAAUGACAAUAUGAAA